Periophthalmus magnuspinnatus is the source of this 1209-nucleotide messenger RNA. It is a transcript of the gene ccbe1, whose product is annotated as collagen and calcium binding EGF domains 1. Gene Ontology annotation, molecular function: calcium ion binding. The transcript is spliced from 11 exons. NCBI's taxonomy places the organism in Eukaryota, Metazoa, Chordata, Actinopteri, Gobiiformes, Gobiidae. The coding region runs from base 19 to 1209 and encodes 396 amino acids. The record is from RefSeq and is a predicted model, not a curated record.
AGCAGGUCCACUGGAGACAUGGUGACGCACAGCCCUCUGCUGCUCACCGUCACCUGCGUGUGCUUCUCACGAGGAUUACUCUGGUCCUACCUGGAGGAAACUGGCACAGACGGAGAGAAAUGCUCGGAAAAUAACAUUGCCACAACGAUUUACCCCUGCCUCAAGUCCACAGGAGAAGUGACCACAUGCCACAGAAAAAAGUGCUGCAAAGGAUUCAAGUUUGUGCUGGGGCAGUGCAUUCCUGAAGAUUAUGACGUGUGCGCCGGCGCCCCCUGCGAGCAGCAGUGCACGGACCACUUCGGACGUGUCGUUUGCACCUGUUACCCUGGUUAUCGUUAUGAUCGCGAACGCCACCGAAACCGAGAGAAGCCCUACUGUUUAGACAUUGAUGAAUGCGCAGAGAGAAACGGUGUCUGUUCUCAGAUCUGCAUCAACACAUUCGGGAGCUACAAGUGUGAAUGUGAGAAGGGCUUUUUCCUGGAGGAAGAUAAGAAAACGUGCUCGAUGGGAGAGAGAGUGAGACUUUUUGAAAAGUCAGAAAAUGUCAUGAAUGCUGAAACGUGCUCAGCUACGUGUGACGAUUUCCACCAGAUCAAGCUGUCCGUCCUGCAUCUCAAACAGAAGAUGGCUGUGCUGUCCAACAGUGCAGAGAUCCCAGAGCAGAUGACCAGUCAGAAGGUCCGGGGAUCGCCCUUGUUUAUACCUGGGCCUCUGGGGCCUCCAGGAGAACCAGGACCACAAGGACUGAAGGGAAAUCUGGGCCCACCUGGCCCUCCUGGCCCACCUGGGCCGAGGGGUUUGAUGGGACCCACUGGGCCGACCCCAGACCUCUUCCACGUCAAGAGAGGCCCACGAGGACCAGUGGGACCUCAAGGCGCUCCAGGACGGGAUGGCAUCAAGGGGGACAGAGGAGCUCGGGGGCCGGCUGGACCACCAGGCCCUCCAGGAUCUUUUGACUUCCUGCUCCUGUUGAUGGCGGACAUUCGUAACGACAUCGCCGACCUGCAGAGUAAAGUGUACGGGCAUCCGGCGCAGUCUCCCGACGACUUUCCCUCCGUCCCGGACAGCUGGAGCGAGCGGGACCAGGACUCGGACGUGGGCUCAGGGGAAGAGCACAAAACACAACCUCCUCCAGCACGAAUAGGAGGAAACACAAGGAGAAAUCGAAAGAAGAAACCCACAGAGCGUCCCACAGACUGGACGAGAUGA